AACACCAGAAGAAAUGAACCUUGUGUUUAUACCAUUGGCGCGAAUCUGUGAAAGGAGAAUGUGUGUAAAUCUGUAUGGAUAUAAUCCUGUUUACACCAGUGUUAUAUAAUCUAGUACUGAAACUUUCUGAAUAGCCGUUUUCUUACAUUACAAUGUCGACGAUGUCGAGAAUCAAGUCAAAGAAAAACAUGGUGAGCAGUGGACUGCAAUCAGACAUUUCUGCAUUUUUCCCCAAGGGUGGAAGAGGCUCCGGGUCCUGUUACAGAAACGCUGAGCAUGAGGUACUACCAAAAUCCCCUAAAAGAGGUACAGCGAUGCAUACAAACGUAGAUCUCUCCAAUGUAGUAAAGACCUGUGUUGGGCAAGACACUAGGUUCCCUCUGUUCCCUCUCACCAUCCCUGAGACGCCUGAGAGUGAGAAAAAGCGGCAUUGCCCAACACAGCCAUUUUCUGAUUCUCCGCGCUCCCCUGUGUCCCGUAGUCCACGUUCCCGAGGUCUCACAUGCAGGACUAAACUCAUGUCCACUCGAUCACUCCAACCACAGAACAAGACGAGUCCAAAAUCGGGGGACACACUUAAAGCAGAAAACGCUAUUGGUCAUUUUGGUUCAGUGAAACGGCUGAUGCGUGGUUCGGAGACGCAUCAGAAAGCCAAACGCCCCAGAACAGUGCAGUUACCGAAACGUUCUGAACAGGAGUCAAACUUCGAGGGAGAUGACUUGGGCAAAUUUCUUCAGAUUAUUCGUGAAACUGCUGAUUUGAAAAAUGAAAAAUCAAAAAAAGUUUUCUCAAAGAUCAUUCAGAAUAAGUCUGGCAAAGCUGAGAAGACUUUAUCUGAGAAGAAUAGUUCAAGCUUAACUCCUGAUAAGAUGCUGGAAUAUAUGACAUCAGGAAAGGGGAGUGGUGCCAUUGGGUCUUUUACAAAAUCACGAGUCAGUCAUCAUAAAAUCAGCUCUAGUGAAGAUGAGAAAGAGAACAUUCCUCUCUGUAUAAACCCAAGCAUGGACUUUACCGAACCAUCCAGUGAUAAUCAGUCGGAUCUCAUGGUGUCCUACACUUCAUGGGUAUGCAACAGUGAUGGUGGUGAAAAGGAGAAGAGUGUUAUCGUUUGUGUAAAUGAGAAGAAAUCAAAAGAGCUUAAGAACCUUGGUGACAAAGAAAAUGUUGUCACAACCGCUGAGGAGAACCUCUGUAUACUGGAUGACAGCUGGUUUAAUGACAAAAUGGAGCAAAGUUUUGAAGAGCCAGAACAUAAAAAGUCCAAACUUGAAAAGAAGAGAAGCAUUCCUGAGCAUGUUAUUCUAGCCUCUGGACUCAACAACCGGUACUGGGUUCUAGGUGUGCAAGAAACCACUGGAACCCAAGGAUACAACGAGAAGCAUUUAACUAUCACUUGCUCCAAGUCUUCACACCCUACAGAGACCUGUAUUCUAAAGGAUGGCUGGGAGGAUACGCCGGUUGCUGAGGGGGACAUUGUUCACCUGGAAGGGGAGUGCGUUUCUGGCUUAUGGGUGAUUGACAGGAACUAUAGUUUCCUGGUGCUUCUGCCUGAUGUACUCAUCUCAGGAACCAGUAUAGCUAACAGUGUCCGCUGUAUGAGACGUGCUGUACUUGGAGAGAUGUUUAAGAAUUUGGAUGGUGGAAGCAAGCAGAUGCUGAACGGGACAAUAGUUCAUGACAUCUUUCAAAAAGCUGCUAUGAGCUUAGACUUUUCUUCUGAUAAGCUUGAGAAACUGGCCAAUGAAGCCCUGCUCAGCCCAACCUACCUGGGACAAAUGUACAGUCUGAAAGUGACUCAAGCAGACAUGAAGCAGGAGCUGGAGGAAUAUCUUCCUGCAAUUGCUGCAUGGGCUAAAGAUUAUCUCCACAGCUCUGAUCAGACCAGGCAGAAACAGCUGACUUUGAGACUCCCCAGUGAUGGAGCUCUGAGUCGGGAGGACUCGGCCUGCAGUGUCACCGUCGCUGAUUUUGUGGACAUUGAGGAAAAUAUCUGGUCUCCAAGGUUUGGUCUGAAAGGAAAAAUUGAUGUGACAGCAGGGGUAAGGAUCCACCGCCGAGGCAGGAAGCAUGUGAACAAGAUCGUACCAUUGGAGCUGAAGACAGGCAAGGAGUCUAACUCCAUUGAGCAUCGUAGCCAGGUUAUAUUAUAUACUCUAAUGAGUACCGAGAGGCGGUCAGAUGCUGAGGUGGGUUUUCUUGUCUACUUGAAGACUGGAAAUCUACACCCUAUAGUGGGUAACCACAUGGACAGACGAGAGCUGAUCAAACUGAGGAACAGUCUUGUUCGCCAUCUUAGCAACAGCCUCAUCAAACUGGAGGGCAAAAGCCAAAUGGCAUGUUUACCUGAAGUCCUCUCUGACCCACAGGCCUGCAAGUACUGUCCACAGAGAAGAAACUGUGCACUUUACAACAGAGCUGUGGAGAAGGGUCUAGGUGAAAGUCCUUCUGAAGACCCUCAGGCUUUUCUACAGCUUGAGAGUAAACAUUUGAACCAGAUUCACCUGCAGUACUUCAGCCACUGGUUGCUGCUCUGCAGCUUGGAGGCACUCACCAUGGAGAGCAAAGGAGGACGUCGCAACAUCUGGCUCCAGUCUGCUCAGGAGAGGGAGAAGAAUGGUGGCUGUGUCGGGAACAUGGUAUUGGCGGGAGGGGUGACUGCUCUCUCUGAUGGUGCAUAUAUGCACCACUUUAAACGUAGGCAAGAAGAGCAUGGACUCAUCACACUGAUAGUUGGGGACAGGGUGGUGAUCAGUGACCAGAACUCCAGAUUCAUCGGUAUAGCCUCUGGAUACAUCACCGAGAUCACAAACGCAGAAGUGACAUGCUGUUUAGAUAAAAAUCUCUCCAAGAAUUACUCAGAUAUGGUGUUCCGGCUGGAUCAUGAUGAAGGCGCUGGAGGCUUGAGCACUCAUCUUGGAAACCUCUCUAUGCUGAUGGAGAACUCGCCAAACAGUGAGAGGCUGCGGCAGCUGAUUGUGGAGUUUAAGCCUCCUCAAUUCAUCGAUAGCCUCAGUAGUGUUCUGCCCCGAGAGGCCAAGGACACUGUAGCCAACAUUCUGAAAGGGCUCAACAAACCUCAAAAGCAAGCCAUGAAAAAGGUCCUGCUGUCCAAAGACUAUACUCUUAUUGUUGGAAUGCCUGGCACUGGGAAAACUACCACUAUUUGUACUCUGGUGCGUAUUCUGCACGCUUGUGGCUUCAGUGUGCUCUUGACCAGCUACACACAUUCUGCUGUAGAUAACAUUUUGUUGAAGCUGAAGAAGUUUAAGGUUGGCUUCUUGCGCCUGGGCCGAACUCAGAAAGUGCACCGUGACAUCUUGCCCUUCACCGAGGAGCAGAAUCGGACCAGGGGUAUCGACACCCUCGACCAGCUGGAGGAUCUCUAUAACAAAGAGCUUAUUGUAGCCACUACAUGUAUGGGUGUAAAGCAUCCGAUCUUCAGCCGACGACGCUUCGAUUUCUGCAUUGUGGAUGAGGCGUCUCAGAUCAGCCAGCCCGUGUGCUUGGGACCACUCUUCUAUGCUCAGCGGUUUGUUCUUGUAGGAGAUCACCAACAGCUCCCUCCUAUUGUCCAAAAUGCUGAGGCCAGGACUUUGGGCAUGGAUGAGAGCUUGUUCAAGCGUCUUGAGCACCACAGUGAGGCUGUAGUUCAGCUCAAUGUCCAGUACAGGAUGAACAGCAUGAUUAUGUCCCUGAGCAACGCCCUGAUGUACGAGGGUAGGUUGGAGUGCGGCUCUGAGCGGACCGCCAUUGCACAACUACAGCUGCCUUGCAGGGACGUGCUAGAGAAAGAGCUGUGUGUUUGUCAGCCUCAGUACACUGCCUGGGUUCAAGCUGCACUCGAUCCUCAAAAGUCUGUCUGCUUUCUGGACACGUCACAGGUUCCAGCCCUAGAGACUGUGGAGAAAGGUGGAGUCAGUAAUCGCACAGAGGCCAACUUGGUGCAUGCUCUUGUUAGCCUGCUGCUUAAGGCCGGCUGCAGGGCAAGUGACAUCGGCGUCAUCGCUCCAUACCGACAGCAGCUCAAAGCUGUCUCCACUCUGCUGGAAGAAGAGUCCUUCAGAGCCGUGGAGGUGAACACAGUGGACAAGUAUCAGGGCCGGGACAAGAGUGUCAUCAUUGUGUCCUUUGUCAGGAGCCACACAGAGGGCAAUCUGGGAGAGCUGCUGAAAGACUGGCGAAGGCUGAACGUAGCCAUAACCAGAGCCAAACAUAAGCUACUGAUGCUGGGCUCGGUUCCUACACUGCGUCUCUAUGCACCACUGGAGAAACUUCUCACUCACAUGCAGCAGGAGAACAUGAUCUGCCAGCUGCCACCCGCUGCUCAUGAGGCACUACCUCGCAUCAAAAUGUGACAUUUGGUGGACCUGAACACUCUGUAGCAUCUUAUUUCUACCUCACAGUUACUGAGUUAACGACCCAUAAUGAAGGCAG
This is a messenger RNA of Tachysurus vachellii, 4434 nucleotides long. RefSeq names its product DNA replication helicase/nuclease 2 (gene dna2). The record is from RefSeq and is a predicted model, not a curated record. The transcript has 24 exons. Gene Ontology annotation, cellular component: cytoplasm. NCBI's taxonomy places the organism in Eukaryota, Metazoa, Chordata, Actinopteri, Siluriformes, Bagridae. Gene Ontology annotation, biological process: replication fork reversal. The coding region runs from base 153 to 4355 and encodes 1400 amino acids. Gene Ontology annotation, molecular function: 5'-flap endonuclease activity; single-stranded DNA helicase activity.